This is a messenger RNA of Paramuricea clavata, 1777 nucleotides long. Lineage: Eukaryota; Metazoa; Cnidaria; Anthozoa; Malacalcyonacea; Plexauridae. The record is from the annotation of a GenBank genome assembly.
AUGUCGGCUGCAAAUUUCACACAAGUUACAAGAAAGUUGAACGAAUUGUUUCUAACGAACGAAUACAGAAGUGACAUAAUGACGGCGUUUAACCUCAGGAAUUGGUCAGAACUCACUUGUGGUCAGCGAAUUUUGGGAGCACAACUUCUGUUUCAUUUGUACCAGAUGUGUGUUGCUGAAAUCAGCAAAUCUGUUCUGUUGAAUGAGGAAGAAGAGUCGCACGCCCUGAAAGUAUCAGACAUGGGUCCGGAUGGAAGGGGAAAAAUUUGGUAUCUUGGCGGAUGGGCAACGCAUAAGUUGUUGGAAAAGUCCCGAAGAUAUGUCGUGGAAAACAGAUAUUCCACGUCACAAGAAGUCCUCGAUAAGGUCGUCAAAGAAAUGAAGAAGGUCACUCUGUUAGAGGAUAACGUCGUUGUUUCGAGUCAGUUCAUGCAGGAAACCUGAGAAGUUCCAGAAACCCUACAAGUUACUGAAUCAAGACAAUACCGAGAACGUGGGCUACUCAACAUAUCUGACUCGGCGUACGAGUUUUUCCUACUCUUGGAACAACAUAGGAACAACCACAUCAAUUUCAAUCGACUUGCUCAGCUUGGAUCCGACUUGAUUGAUGAUUCUGUCGCCUCAGUUACCAGGAACGAAGUUGUACAAAAUAUGUUUCUGAAUCUUUUCUGGUUAGAUAAUGCAGAAGAAAGGGGAGGUACAGAAUCAUAACAGAUGUUUAUAAUUUUAUACAUAACACAAUGUUCCUAAGAACAGUGCACGUGACAAGGCAUUUUUUAAUACCAUGGACUGGUGGGGCAUUUGCCCCACUGGGCCCCUUCCUCUGUCCCACCACUGAAGAAAAAUAAUGGCCUAUUGCCCCAAAGCCAGGGCCCUAGGAUCUGUAUUGAGUUAAUGAAUUUAACAUUGAAAAGAAGUUUAAAAAACAAAAUUUGUUGGUGCGCAUACUUAAACUUAUGUUGUGUUUGAAUGUUUAUAGCAUGUAAUUUAUUACAAAUGCUAUUUCAGAGACUCCAAUUUUAACAACUUCCUGGGAGCAUGCCCCCAGACAUCCUAGCUGACUCGUGCCUUCGGUACUCGGCUCACACCUUCGGCGAUCGCAACUAUUCAGAGGGGAGGGCAAGGAGAGAAUGGGCCCCCUUAAUUAGCCCCACCACUGACGAAUCCUUAAAAAUGCACUGGCACGUGAAUUCGAUGAUCAUAAGAAUUGGUAAAUACAUUAUUGAGAAAAAUUAUCGAUAUUAUAUAUAUAUACAUAUAUAGAAGGUUUGGUAAGUGAACGACGGAUCAGAAUAAUACAAUACUUAGACCAAACCGCCGGAGGACCUGAAUUGCAUUUUUCGCAACGUUCCCGGUUUGGUCUUAAAUAUUGUAAUAUUCUGAUCCUUCGUUCUUCCAACAAACCUUCUACAUAUAGUUCAGUUGAUAAAAACGAAGGGAGUGCAAAUCAAAAAAUAAUCCAUAAGUGAUAUCAUAUAUAUCUAAAUAUUUUUUGUUACAGGUUUUGGUAUUAGAAUUAUACCAUGAUAUCGUGUUGCGGUACCUGAGAAUGGGCGUUGGUCAAUUCCUUCGGGAUUUCCGAAAGGACUACAAAUUAAAGAAGUCCCUCGCACACCGGAAAGCUGUUCUGCAGAAAAAGGAGAAAGCAAACGUGAAAAAAAUGAAAGUACACAUGCCACAAAUCGAACAGGACAAAAGUAGCAACAAGCAACUCUCUCAUUUGCAGCUUCGUGCCUUGGUGGGCAAUAUAAAGGCAGUAGGAAUGAGAGCCAUGUAA